AGGAACGAUAAUCACCCUUAACUUUCAUUUUCAUUUUACCAAACACAAAAUAACCAAGUCAUCAUUCUUUGACAUAUCACCUGACAGCAAUGUCAGAUUCUGGAAGAUUCUCUUCAGUUGAUUACGAAAUACACGGAAGUGUACAGGGUGUAUUUUUUAGACAGUAUACAUUAGAUAAAGCACAAGAAGUAGGAGUAGUAGGCUGGGUGAUGAACACAGAAUCAGGAACUGUCAAAGGAACAUUUCAAGGAACCCAGCUUCAAGUUGAUGAAAUGAAACAUUUUGUCAGCAAAGUUGGCAGUCCUAUGAGCGAAAUUACUAGAGCUGUUUUCACCAAUGAAAAAGAAAUAGUACAAAAAGACUACAAAAGAUUUUCUGUGGCAGGUGGAGACUGGUGAACAAGAAUAGAACUGUUUUGCACUGUGUGUUUAUUCAAAGUUGUGUUAGGUGAUCUUUAAAUGCAUUUUGUGACUUAUUAAUAGAUGUUUGACUGAAAAUUACUUCUCCUUGAAGCAUUAAUUGUCAUAAAGGUUCUGUUUCUUAUGUCCCAACAGAUUCUAGCAAAAUGAUCAUAUAUCCAAUGUUAGAUUUUAUCAAUCCUUAAUUUUUGUAUAAUACUGACACUUAUUCAAAAGUAAUAGUAUGAUUCAUUUAAAUAUAUUUUUUAGAGAAUACAUUAAUACGGUUUCAAUAUGUUAAGAAUAAUAUGUUAUUAAAAAAAUAGAAAAUGGGUCUCUAUGACAGUGAACUUGUUAAAAAAAAUAUUGAAGGUUACUUAUGAAAGUUGACCAAAGUCUCUAAAUACUGAAAUAAAUGUCAGUCACUAAAACAUUCCACAGAUUUCUUGUGAUUUCACUGAAGUACAGUGUUCUAUAGAUGGUAUGAAAGAUAUUAAAUAAAAGAAAAUAUAAGCAAGGUAACACAUUCAUACAAUUUAGAUCAUAGUGACCUUAUUCGAUGGAAUUAUAAUGUACUAUAUGAUAUUAUAGUGAAUAAUGUUGAUUACUGAAGAAUGAACUAGCAUCCAAAAUAAACCUGUCACACAAAAAUAGAAUAUGGGUGUUAGUGUCUCAAAUGCCUUAGAAGUAUCUGGUAUUGUACCAUAGGACUGCAGUGGUGAAUAUCACCUUUUAAUAUCGGAUUUUAAAAUAUAAAAUAUAAUGGACCUGUAUGAUACACUAUAAAAUAAUAUAUACCUUUAUUUAUCAGGUUCUUUUGAAUGGACCCUAAUCAAGAACUUAAACUUAGGGGAUGAAUAUACAAGAGCCCAAGUUCCUUUCUAAAUUUAUUUUCUUGCUCGUUAUUUGGCACUGGACAUUAAUGAACUCUUCCUUAUUUAAGGCUAGGAUCAUAAUACAAUGAAUGGAAUCAUAUAAUUUUUGGCAUCAAUACUUGAGUUACCAGAUAUUAUCUUUUGAGCAAUAAAUCAGAUCUUAUAAACAAUCACUUUUGCAUUACUACAUCAAGACAUUUUCUCUUAUGACGUCAACAUUUUAUAGGAACGUCUGUUAUGGCCAGUAAUGGCAACAAAUAGUGAUAAGGUGUGUGGUUUAUAUUGUCCUUUGGGGAAAUGAAGAGUUGUGUUGAUUUUUUGGUUAAAGAUGGUAGAUUUUUAAAUCAUACAUCCAACCUCUACCAAACUUUAAAGGAACCUUUUGAUAUUUUGACAUGUGGGAGUAUCACCUUUUGGUGUUUCUGUGCUAUUUUGCAUAUAUAUAUUUAAUUUUUAAGCCAAAAGGUAAAACGCUAAAGGUAACAGUGACUAUCAACAUGUGGUUUGGGUAUGAUUUCAUUUGCUGACUUUUGGUUUAAAGCAACUUGUAAAAAGAGAAAGAUCACUAUCAAUAGUUGAGGGCAUUAGAUCAAAGUUUACAAGUAGACUAUUUGUUUUGUUCUUACCAAAACUUCUACAUCUUAUAAAGCCUUUGUUAAUUGGUUUCAUAUCAUUUGCAUUUUAUAGAUAUGUUCAAACAAAAAUUAUUGGCAUAUAUUAAAGCAUAAUGUACUUUAAACCAGAAAAUUUUUUUCUUCACUUUUUUUUGGUAUUAUUUGUUUUGUUUGCAUUUUUGGGUAGCAUCUGUUGGCUGGGCCAGUUAUUACUUGUUUUGUAAUGUCAAAGUGAAUUGUAUUUUCAUUUUAAUGCCAUAUUUAAAGCAUAUACAAUAUAGUAUUACACAUAUCAGUUUUAUUUACAUAUGUACCUUAUAGUGAUUUCUGAUCAAACAACUUGUACAUUUUUUCCUUGGAACAGUAAAAGGGAGGUGAUAUUAAUGUUCUGUCAACAAUUACAAUUGUAUUAUAUGUACAACAGGUUGAGAAACAUGUUGAAUUGCUUCUUGAGUCUCUUAGAAGCGUUAUUUUAAGGUAAACCUACAGUAUUAUAGUUAAAAGUGGUGUUCAUUUUUACUGUCAUGUUCACUUAUAUACAAUGUUUUUAUAUUAAAAGGUUUUUUUCACUUUUAUA
This is a messenger RNA of Mytilus californianus (California mussel), 2464 nucleotides long. Its product is annotated as acylphosphatase-2-like. The record is from RefSeq and is a predicted model, not a curated record. The transcript is spliced from 4 exons. Bases 90 to 398 code for a protein of 102 amino acids. Lineage: Eukaryota; Metazoa; Mollusca; Bivalvia; Mytilida; Mytilidae. Gene Ontology annotation, molecular function: acylphosphatase activity.